GAGGGGGUCCCGUCGGCACGAGCGCAGAUAGCGAGGAACAGCUGCAGAGCGGUUCAGUGAAUUGCAUAUUACACAGCGAGGCAGGAGAGGCAGCGCAUUCAGACCCACUGACUGACUCGUACAGCCCAGCACGCGUUAGCGCCAGCGUACGAAGUGUGCACGAAAAAAACAACGCCAAACAUGGUCGACCGCGAGCAGCUGGUUCAGAAAGCUCGACUAGCUGAGCAGGCAGAGAGAUAUGAUGAUAUGGCAGCGGCCAUGAAGUCGGUAACGGAGUUGAAUGAGGCCCUGUCCAACGAGGAGAGGAACCUCUUAUCUGUGGCCUACAAGAACGUGGUGGGUGCCCGCCGCUCUUCUUGGAGGGUCAUCUCCAGUAUUGAACAGAAAACCUCCGCAGAUGGAAACGAGAAGAAGAUAGAGAUGGUGAGGGCCUACCGCGAGAAGAUCGAGAAGGAGCUGGAGGCCGUGUGCCAAGACGUGCUCAACCUGCUGGACAACUUCCUCAUCAAGAACUGCAGCGAAACCCAGCACGAGAGCAAAGUCUUCUACCUGAAAAUGAAGGGCGACUACUACCGCUACCUGGCCGAGGUGGCCACGGGCGAGAAGAGGUCCACGGUGGUGGAGUCUUCAGAGAAGGCCUACAACGAGGCUCACGAGAUCAGCAAGGAGCACAUGCAGCCCACUCACCCCAUCCGCCUGGGCCUGGCCCUCAACUACUCGGUGUUCUACUACGAGAUCCAGAACGCUCCAGAGCAGGCCUGCCACCUCGCCAAGACCGCCUUCGACGACGCCAUCGCCGAGCUGGACACCCUCAAUGAGGACUCCUACAAAGACUCAACCCUCAUCAUGCAGCUGCUCCGAGACAACUUAACACUGUGGACAAGUGACCAGCAAGACGAUGAGGGCGGGGAGGGCAACAAUUAAAGAGGUAGCUAUCUCUCUGAUGAAGAAACGCGAUUUUAAAAAAAUGAAACGGCUGGUGGACUUUGGCAGCAGCUUUUGCCAUGGUUUCCUCUGCAGCAGCAGUUCUUUAUUUUUCCACGAGUUUAAAGAAAAAUAUCAAGGGUGGUUUAAAAAGGGGGGGCUGAAGUCUUAGUUUGAAUAUAUACAGAAAUAUAUAUAGCUGAAUGGGCCUCCGUCUUCUCGGUUAUCUUUGACAUUUGCCAAAACCACUGAAAAUGUCAGUCAAUCAGCCAGAAGGGGUCGUUGUUGGUUUGGAAUGGCAGCCUCGCACUGGCAUAUGGACUGAUGUAGUUCAAAGGGAUGCUGCUUAUUUAUGUUUUUGGGGUAGUAGAAAAGCAUUUGAAGAAGAGGAUAAGCUGAAAAAAAACACUUGAAUGCGACGUCUGCAAAAUAGUCUUCAAUGGUUCCAGUAUUAAUCUCAAACCAAACAACAAACCAAACAACACUGAGGCAGAUUUGUGCUUUUGUGCUGGCAGUGACAGCGAGAUGCAAUGCAUUAAACAACAUGUCAACAGCCAAUAAAACAAAAACCUGGUCAUCAAACUGUUAUACAUUGCUGGAACCUUAGACUAUUUUGAAGGUCAGAUGAGAAGAGAAGCAGAGACUUAUCUGUUUAAAAAAUAUAUUUAAAAAAUAAAUAAAAUAAAAAGACAAUAAGGAAAAAUAUUGCAGCUUCAGAGUUUGUGGUUUACUUCUGUGUUUAAUUUAUUUUUGCACUUGCCAACUAUACUGUUUUGUCAGUGUAAGAUAAUUACGAUGAUGAAUACUAUCAAUGAUUCAAUAUUGUGCAUGCUGGUGAUGUAUUUAUAUACAAUAGCUUGACUUUAUUAACUUAUACCUUGGAUGUUAUGUAUUCCUAUGAUUGAGAAGUAAACAAGCUUCAUAUUGAUUACUGAUUAUACUGAUUAAUUUAUGAUUUUGUUUUGUUUUUUUCGUUUGUUUUUUCUUUUGAUUUGCUAUACCAAAAUUGUGAUUGUUAACAAUAAAUUGAUCUGUUAUGGGCGUUGCUGUUGUGACAUGAAAUAUGUUUAUUUCUUUAGCUAGACUGAAACUUGAAAAACACUACUGAUCACUUAACUGUGCACGUGUUUUUCUUAGUAAACUAUAAUCAUGACAUUGUUUAACAAUGUUUCCGCUCUCGCUCGACGAUAUAUGAGUGCUUUUCUUGUCAUGUUAUGCACAAUGAAACAUGUAUGGUUUGAACUACCGUGGAGUAUCGGAAUCAUUGUUUCUGUGACACACUCAGAACAUGGACCAUAAAAUUGUAUUUGGCAGUAUUAUUUUUUUCAUUCAUAUAUUUGUUUUUGUUCUUUUUUUUUUAACGUUUAGCUGUCUCCUGGGUGACAAAUAUCUUGAAUGUGAAUAAUUAUGUAGCAGUUGCACAAGAGCCAAAAUAAUGACAAACAUGAAAAAAAAAAAUCCACAAAUAAAUAAAGAAAAAAAUUGAAGCGGUCAUAAA
Molecule: messenger RNA, 2422 nt
Organism: Astyanax mexicanus (Mexican tetra)
Lineage: Eukaryota; Metazoa; Chordata; Actinopteri; Characiformes; Acestrorhamphidae
Gene: ywhag2
Product: 3-monooxygenase/tryptophan 5-monooxygenase activation protein, gamma polypeptide 2
Exons: 2
Coding region: 181-924 (247 amino acids)
Biological process (GO): signal transduction
Cellular component (GO): cytoplasm
Molecular function (GO): protein kinase C binding
Source: RefSeq, a predicted model, not a curated record